AUGUCAAGUGGACGAGAUGAGGCGGUUACGGUUUUUUUGGGAGAUUUAUCUCGUGAUGCAACAAAAGAAGAUGUGGAAAAAACAUUUAGUUAUUAUGGAAAAUUGAGAAAUGUUUGGCUUUCACGAAGUCCAUGGGGAUAUGGUUUCAUUGAUUUUGAAGAUCAACGUGAUGCAGCUGAUGCAGUUAAGGCUCUUGAUGGAAAAAUGAUUUGUGGUUCACGUGUUCGUGUUGAAUUUUCACAUGGUCGCGGUCGAUCAAAUCGAGGAGGACGAAGUCGUCGAAGAUCGGGUAGUCGAUCACCUCGUGCCAGAAAGCCUUUCAGUCCACAUGAUGUUUGCUACGAAUGUGGAGGUAGGUUUUUUUUCAUUAUGUUGAUUCUUGUUUUUAGUUAUUUCGUACUUUUCAAAGAUAAAAAAAAAAUUCAAUUUUAUCGGAUAACAGUUUGAGAAAGGAAAAUUAAAAAUAAAUAUCAGAAUAUCUUCUAUACUUGAUUUAGAACAAUGGAAGCUCCGUAACAAAAAUAAUCUCAUGUGAGAAUAAUCCGACCUGAUAUCGGCCGUUUGAGCUUGUAUUGGGCGCACAAAGAUGUCUCGACAAGACAAGAAAACGUCCAAAGAAGUUUGUCUGAUGGACCUUUGGAAUCAAGUUAAGAUCAUUUUACUGAAUAUUGAAUCUACCUUUAAUUAUACACCGAAAAACAAAAUUUCGCCGUUAUAUAAGUUGAUUGAUCUAUAGGAAUAUCUUUAAAAUUUCAGCUGAAACGAUUGUUUUUUUUUUGUCGAGAUAUCGCAUUUCUAAAAAAAGAAACAUAAUCACUUGUCACAAACAUAAUACAAAAAUCGAGUUUACUUGAAAUUUAGGCAAAAUUUGACGUCAAAAUUCUGCAUUUUCAUUUUUCAAUAGAUAUGUCACAGACACUUGCAUUUUAGAUCAAAAUAAAAUUAGACAAAUUUCAUUUUUUUGUUUAAAAAGAAAUUAAUUUUCAGUAAGAGAACACAACACGUACUUGUCAUUUUUAUGAAAAUGCAACUGAACAUUUGUUUUUUGACUACAGAAUUUCGAGAAAAGAUACUUCGUUGUUUUUAUUGGAAUUUUCUAAGACAAACUAAACUUCAAUAAAAUUUAAACAUAGUUUAAUAUAAAUAUAUAUAACCUACGAUGCAAAAGUAAAUGCCGAAAUCUCCAGUCAUAGUUCUCCGCUUAGCAAUAUCUUGGAAAAUAUUUUUUGUUUUUAUUGAAAAGAACAAUGUCUGAACUGCAAAUUUUGUACGAGCCAUAUUUUUCUAGAACGAAUCUGAGACGGAGGAAAAGCCAAAAAUCAAACCCCUCUAAAAAAGUUCUUGCAAACUUGAUCCGUGAGCAACAUCAUAUUUUUAAUUUCUCUUUUUUUUUUUAAUGUCAGGAGAGAAUGAAAAAAAUACUUUUCAUGAUGUUUUAUGUAGUCUAAAGAACACUCUUUCCAAUCAUAUAUUGGAAGCCAAAUUUGCUUCUAGUUUUAAUAUAAACCCGUUGCUUUCUCUGAAAAAGACUGAAUAAUCAAAUUGUUUUUUUUACUGUUUGGCCGUUUUGUAGCGGUAAAAAAAUAUUUUUUGAAUUAUUUUUUCAGUUAAAUUUCUAUGAUCUGACAUAUUUUGAACAAAUAAUGCAAAAGAAAUCGACUUCAUAUAUCGUUUCUGGAGAUGGUGACUGAUAUUCUUUCACAAUGAUAAUUCUUGGAAAAAAAAUCGUUUUGAGAAAA
Messenger RNA from Rotaria sp. Silwood2, 1739 nucleotides. NCBI's taxonomy places the organism in Eukaryota, Metazoa, Rotifera, Eurotatoria, Philodinida, Philodinidae. The record is from the annotation of a GenBank genome assembly.